Molecule: messenger RNA, 2377 nt
Organism: Sinocyclocheilus anshuiensis
Lineage: Eukaryota; Metazoa; Chordata; Actinopteri; Cypriniformes; Cyprinidae
Product: tuftelin-like
Exons: 12
Coding region: 1-1050 (349 amino acids)
Biological process (GO): intracellular signal transduction
Cellular component (GO): intracellular anatomical structure
Source: RefSeq, a predicted model, not a curated record
AUGGCGUGUUAUCUGAGAGUUUUGCCAGUUGGCAGAGCUUUUGCUUUGGUACAACCGACUUAUGAGCGGCAGCCAUUGAAGUCUGAUCUGAUCAAGCAGCCUGAGGACCAGGGUGAGGUAAUCAAGGUAUAUCUAGAAGACCGCAAAGAGGCGCAAGCCAGACACCAACAGAGUCUAAAAAUGCUCUCAGAGGAAGUUUCACAAAUACAGGAGGUGAGAUAUUGUCUAAAAAACCUCAGAGAGCAGAUGGCAGCUAAAAGUCACAGGACUGAACAUAAGCUGGUGUUAUCUGGUCCAAGAAAAGUUAAUGGCACUCAUUCAGCACUAACACAGGCCCUAAAUGGUUUAGAGAGACAGGAUAGUGUGGAUGAGCAAGAAAAAGAGAAGAUGAGGGAGGCCAGUAAGCGUCUGUAUGCUCAACUCCAAGAGGCCGAGAAGAAACACCAGGAGGAGAGAGAAAAACUGCUGGCAGAGGCACAGCAGUAUAAGCAGCAAUUAUCUGAGCAGAGCGAGUAUCUGAAGAGUGUUCAGCAGAGCAAAGAGCAGCAGGAUCAGCAGAUCGAAGACCUGAGACGUCUCAUGGGUGGCAUGGAGCAGGAGAGCUCCACCCUCAGAGACCAACUCAUGACCAGAGAAGCCGAACUCCUGCAGCUGCGCGAACUGAGGGAGGAGGGCCAUGCAGGGAGGGAGAGGUUAGAAGAGGUGGAAAAGGAAAACGCAAUUCUGAAAGAGAAGAUUCAUCACUUGGAUGACAUGCUCAAGAGUCAACAGAGAAAACUACGGCAAAUGAUUGAACAGCUUCAGAACUCGCGAAUGGUGAUUCAGGAGAGAGACCGAGUGAUCAGAGAGCUGGAGGAAAAGGUGGCCAUGCUGGAGGCAGAGAACAAACAAAUGCAUGAUCAGAUGGAUUACUACCUUGGGAGUCAAAGGUCAAACUCAUACCUGCCAUCAGACGGCAAUGCGCAGAUUGUCUACAGCAAACCUCUGAGACCAUCCACCCAGACCAACAAGAGCCUGCCCUUCAUCAAGGUCAUUGAAAUUAAAUCAUGAACCUUACCACAACAACAUCCUGUGACAGCCGCACCAUCCUCCCUAACACAGUGAAGGAGAAUACUAGCAACAUCACAGACCUUCACCAAAUGACAAUGCGAUUGCUUUAAUGUCGGAAGGCCUUUUCUGCAAGAAUACUUCUAACAGCGCAGAGGUCUGUUACUGGUAUUGCCAUUAUUACAUACUCUGAGUUAUCGAGAUAGAUUUGACAGAACAGGGACUGUUAAAGUGAACAUAUCCAUUUAUAUGAAGACAAAUGAAGAAAACAAAUGAAGAACUCAUCUUUUCAUUAUUGUGAGAUUUGUGAAGGGCUUCUAGAUGGAUUCUGGUGUAUUUUGGUAUUUAUUUGAGGCUGGUCCUCUGAAGACUGUCUUUCACCCAACGUUAAUAGGCAGACUGUGAUGCUAAACACCCUCAUUGAGCUCUCGUUAUCUCUCGUAAUCUCCUUUGGUAUUAGCUCGGCUAAACUUUAGUGGGUCUGUGAGUUCGCUGAAAUCACAGGUGAAAAUCUGUUAAAAUUAUAGAGACAAUGGAUGGGAAGAACAUUUUUAUUUAAUUUUAAAAUGACACAAGUUUGUGAAUUAAAGGAUGAAGGAUUUUUGUGUCUUAAUUGUAUCUAUUUGUAUCCAAAUUAAGGCAGGAGAUUGAGAUGAGAUUUUUGCAAUCAUUCAGCCCCCAUUUCACAGUGAGUCGUUCAUCCUGAAACAAAAAACUGCAACAAAUAUUUAUUCUUGAUUUAAAUGCUUUUCUCAACCAAAGGGAUACAGCAGGGAGAAUCCAAUGACUCACCUUCUAUGAAAAACAAAGACGCCUUGUGAGUGUUUCAUAAGUUUGAAAGAAUGUAACACUUGUCCUCCACUGAGCCAGACCAGUUCAGGCCAGUAGGGCACAGCGUGAGCUCUGUUAUCCAGUCCAGCCACUGCAGUACAAUCUACAGUUACUCAGUUAGCCAUUUCCAACAUUCAGUAAACUGGUUUUAUAACACCUAGUUAGAGAAGUGAUGUGAUUGGCCAGAGCACCUGCCCACCUCAAAGUAAUGUCAUGUGAACUGUUAAUAAUACCACAACAGAGAUUAUUUAUACUGCAUUAAUUUAAUUCUGCAUUUCAUAACCAUGUUUAUCCACCUUCACAUUUGAAGAUAGUGUGUAUAUUUUCUCUUUGUGUGAACUUGAACCUUAUGUGAAUUUCUUAGACAGGCUUCAUAUUAGCAUGUAACACCCUUUAUUAUUUUUUUAAUAAUAAUAUUUUUGUAGUAAAAACGAGUGGUUUGCAAUGCUUGAAUUAAUGACAUCUUGUAUAUUAUAUUUAAAUAAAUUAGUUUCAUGAA